Molecule: messenger RNA, 4905 nt
Organism: Epinephelus fuscoguttatus (brown-marbled grouper)
Lineage: Eukaryota; Metazoa; Chordata; Actinopteri; Perciformes; Serranidae
Product: nuclear receptor subfamily 2 group F member 6-like
Exons: 6
Coding region: 1407-2627 (406 amino acids)
Biological process (GO): cell differentiation; anatomical structure development; negative regulation of transcription by RNA polymerase II
Molecular function (GO): RNA polymerase II cis-regulatory region sequence-specific DNA binding; nuclear receptor activity; zinc ion binding
Source: RefSeq, a predicted model, not a curated record
ACAGACACACGCUCACUCUCCCUAAAGGAGGGAGCGAGGCAGAGACACAGAGAGGGGAUUGAGAGGAGCAGGAGAGGAGGCUAUCUCUGGGCUGCUCUCCACUGCAGCGUCUGGCUUUCACUAAAAGGUCUAUGACCGUGUUUUUCCUGCGCUUGUUUGCCUAAUUUAUUCCUGCCGGGGCCAGCAGAAAGAAAGGGAGGAAAAGAAGAAGAAGGAGAAAAAAAAGACGGGCAGAAUAGUAAAGAGUGCAACAGUACACCCUGACUCGCUGACUGGGAAUGCAGAGAGGUUCUGGCCUCUGGUUGUUACUGCUGGAUGGACAAGCACUGACAAAACAAGAAACAACACUUUGUGGAGCUUUGAGAGAGGAGGAGAUUUCUCAACUCUGCCUUUUUGUUUUGGCUCUUUUUUUUCUCUGUGACAUUUGAGCCUCUGACACUACAGACUCUGAAGAGCUGGAAGAGCCACAAGACAACAUUUCACAGGAGAGGACGUCUUAUUUGCUGAACUUUGUUGCUGCAGACAUUAUUCCAUGAGUAAAAGGAGUGUAUUGUCUUAACACUUCUUAUUUCACUGGAUCUUUCUGGCUAUUUAUUGGGCACAGGGGUGAUCCUGAGCCAAAAGUUGAAGUAGCCCUGUGGUCAUCUCCUCUCUGAAUGCCAAAGAAAUAAAACCAAAAUUCUCCAUGAGUCUUUUUUUCUCUUGGGACAUAUGACUGAGCAUUUCCAGAGCAAAAAUAUUAUCUUAAUUCUCCUCUUCAUCACAGUCACGUCUGCUUCUAUAACAGCCUCGACAAGUCAAGAGUGAGUCUGGACUAGAACUGCCUCAGAUCAGCAGAUAACACCUCUGCACGGCAGGAACUGGUUGGACUCGUUUAGAAGUUGGAGGAGAGGGCAGGGCAGUUUAACCCUGCCUGAGGGAGAGUUGUGUUUUAUUUUCCUCCCACUUGCUUGUCCUUUUGGGAGAAAGUCAAGCGCUGAGAGAGGGGCAGAGCUUCUUUUUCAUUUGGAGAGCGACUGUUUUGUUCCUUGUCACUAUGCUUGAGGAUAGUUUUCUCAGAGCUCGGGAGCCAUUGAUCGGAGGUCAGGGCAAAGAACACGAGGGUGAAAGACAAGAACAGUAAGAGCAGAGGGAUUAAGGAAGAGCGAGAGAGAAAACAGCACUGGGAGGGACCUUCAGGUCAUUACAACCAGACGGCAAAGGGGAGAAAGGUCAACACGAGAGAGUUUGGGACAGCUUUUUGUCCCACUUCUUGAUCUUCUUGGACAAAACUGCCUUUUAAACAAACCUGGAGCCACUGUUUUCUUGUCUGAAAACACUUUUUAGACUUUGAGGGGAAGUUGAAAGCUGGGGGACAGGGCGGGUCUGUGUAUGAUCCACUCACGGGGCUGUGUGUCUCAGAGAAUAUGGCCAUGGUGAGCGGGGGAUGGGGCAACCCCAACGGGGACACUAAUGGACUGGGGGAGAAGGCUUACCUGAGGAGGGAGGAAGAGGACGGCUCACCUCAGCCCGGGAGCAGCGAUGUGGACGUCGGGGACGAGGACAAAGCCUGCGUGGUGGACUGUGUGGUGUGCGGGGACAAGUCCAGCGGGAAGCACUACGGCGUGUUCACCUGCGAAGGCUGCAAGAGCUUCUUUAAGAGGAGCAUCAGACGAAACCUGAACUACUCUUGCAGAUCAAAUCGAGAAUGCCAAAUCGACCAGCAUCACCGCAACCAGUGCCAGUACUGUCGUCUGAAGAAAUGUUUCCGUGUAGGAAUGCGCAAAGAAGCAGUCCAGAGGGGCCGAAUCCCUCCAUCUCACUCAGGUAUCAGCCCCAACUCCCUGGCAGGUGGCGUUGGAGGUGCAGGGCCAGGUCACAUUGGGGCGGACUACUUCAACGGGCAGCCAGUGUCAGAGCUCAUCUCCCAGCUCCUCCGGGCUGAGCCGUACCCCAGCAGCCGCUACGGGACCCCUUACAGUCAGGCACAGAUGCAGGCAUCUGCGAGCGGAGCCCCCGUCAUGGGCAUCGACAGCAUCUGUGAGCUGGCCGCCCGACUCCUCUUCAGCACCAUCGAGUGGGCAAGAAACAUCCCGUACUUCCCAGAGUUGCCAGUCUCAGAGCAGGUAGCGCUGCUGAGGCUGAGCUGGAGUGAGCUCUUCAUCCUGAACGCAGCUCAGUCUGCUCUGCCUCUACACAUGGCUCCUCUGCUGGCAGCUGCCGGGUUCCACUCAUCUCCCAUGUCUGCCGAGCGUGUGGUGUCCUUCAUGGACCAGGUCAGGGUUUUCCAGGACCAGGUGGACAAGCUGAACAGGCUGCAGGUGGACACAGCUGAGUACAGCUGCCUCAAAGCCAUUGCACUCUUUUCACCAGAUGCAUGUGGUCUGACGGACCCAGCCCACGUGGAGUCCCUGCAGGAGAAGGCCCAGGUGGCCCUAACGGAGUACGAGAGGUUGCAGUACCCCAACCAGCCCCAGCGCUUCGGCCGCUUACUGCUGCGCCUCCCAGCUCUGCGCGCCGUGCCGGCCAACCUCAUCUCCCAGCUCUUCUUCAUGCGGCUGGUGGGCAAGACACCCAUCGAGACGUUGAUCCGAGACAUGCAGCUGUCAGGGAGCUCCAUCAGCUGGCCCUACGUACCAGGACAGUGAAACCCGUUGACUCCAGAGUGAGACAGACUGAGAUCAGACUGGGAGGAAUCAGAGCUCACAAAGAUUACAUACAAAGUACAAACUGAAUGUUUUCAACACAAACCGGGAUCCAUGAUUGUUUAAGGUUCUUGUUUGUGAAUGUAGAGGUCAGCUUUUUCCCACAUUAGCUCUGUAAAGUUUGGUGGGUGUCACACCGAAGCUGCUUUCAGGGAAACAAAAUGUGUAAUUGUCUUUAUAUAAAUGUGUGUGUGUGUGUGUGUGUGUGUGUGUGUGUGUGUGUGUGUUUGCAGCACUUGUCAGUUUGGCUCUGACCUUCGUCUGAUCUCUGUCCGUCUCACUCUGGACAAAAACACAGGGCUCUAAUUAAAAUGCAGACUCUAACAUGAGGCCAUGUGCCUGUACUACCUCCUCCCAUAUCACCCCUAAUGUGACUCAGUUUGAACCCAGGCUCUAUGUGUGUGUGUGUGUGUGUGUGUGUGUUUGUGUUUGUGUUCUCCCUCUGCUUUGUUUUUGAAAAUAAAGCCAUAGCAGUGCCAUCUUUACAGGCCGAGCUUUAUACCUGGGACAUGUCGUGCAGAUCAGUCGUGUCAUGUUUGAUAUGUGGGAUGAAAUAUCAGACUUUGUUACCAAAUGUGUUUGUGAAGACUGCAGUGUGUCACCUUGUACAGCAUGAAAACGAAAAAGAGGCAUGGGCAUUGUAUAUUGUACUAUAUGAAGCACUACAAGACAUAUUUUGUGUGUUAUGUACUUAAAAGGAAUAGUUAAACAUUUUGGGUAAUACGCUUAUUUGCUUUCUCACAGAGUUAGAUGAAAAGAUUGAUCGCACUUAUAUGUCUGUACAGUGAAUAUGAAGCUACAGCUAGUAGCUGGUUAGCUUAGCUUAGCAUAAAAACUGAAAACAGGGGAAACAAGUAGCCUGGCUGUGGCUGAAAAGAAUAAAAUCAGCCUGCCAGCACACCUAAACUCAUUAACAUAUGUUGCCACCUCUGUUUAAUCUGCAAAAACCUGUUUUCUUUCUGGAGUCUCCACUGGUUGCAAAAGUCAGCCGAAUAUCCCACUAAAAAAACAGCAAUUUGACUUUUUUUACACGUAAUUUUCAACAAAUUAAUACAACUUUUUAAUUAGUGAGUUUUAAAAGUGCUAGUAGGCCGAUUUUGUAACCUUUGGACAGAGACAAGUUAGCCGUUUCCCCAAUUUCCAGUCUUUAUGCUAAGCUAAGCUAACCAGCUGUUGGGUCCAGCUCCAUUUUUACUGUACAAUAGGUAAAAAAGUGAAUAACCGAAUUCCAUAAAAUGUUGAGCUGCUCCUUUAAUAUAUAGUAUAUUACACAGUCAUGUUCUUGCAGUAGUAAUCGACAGGAAGUGGAGGUGAACGUACUGAAACACACCCUGGCUCCUCAGACAGUCACAUCCCUGUCAAACAUUGUUACCUCAUGUUUUAUACAUCAAAGACAAAGAUUGUAUAUCCAUGUGCUAAAGAUAAAUAUAAAGGGAUCAAAGUAUCUUUAUCACAAAAACCAUAAACACUAAUGUUCCCUUAUAGACGCGUCUGUCCAUCGGACUUUGGCCAAAAUAUAUUUGAAAAUGUUUUGAAAUGUGAUGUUUAAUGUAAGUUUGAUAUCUAAUUUACAGAAACACUGAGUUAAGUGACCCUUUGGACUUAUCUCUGCAAACAGGAGACUCUUUCCUUUGCUUUUCUAAAGUUAGAGGUAGUUCAUUUAAUUUCUUUUUCACAUUUGUCUCCUUUAAAAAAAAAAAAGCUAUCUGUGUGAAAGCACAGCCUGAAGUGGGCAGAGGUCACUCUCAGAUAAUUAUUAUGCUUAUGCAAGGUACUCCACGUGUUGUAAGUAUUGUAAAGGUUAUGGUGUUUGUUGGUACUGAGAUAAAGGGUACCAAGUAGUCACAUUCGUGAGUGUUAUUGCCAUGAAAUUCAGCUCAAUGUGACAAAUGUUUUUCUUGCCAAAUUACCUGACUGAAAGAAAAGACAAUGUGGGGGACAAACGUGUUUUUGGUAUGACUGUUUUUUUGUAUUAUUCAUAAAGAAAAGGCAACAGUCAUCUCUGAUGCUGUCAGACAAUUUCAUCUACAGCUCUUCGUGCUGUCCUUGAAUCACUUUGUGUCAUUUGUUGGAAUAUAGUGAUUUGACUGUUUAGCUUUACUCUGAAAAGACGCAUGUUUCGAUGACCAUGCCAAAACUUAAAAAUGCAAAAGACGUUCAAAUGGCUGACUGGUUAUUUUUUUGCAUUACUAGAAAUAAAAGUAUGCACAUUCCUUCUCUG